Messenger RNA from Ictalurus punctatus (channel catfish), 2194 nucleotides. RefSeq names its product la-related protein 6. Gene Ontology annotation, cellular component: nucleus. Bases 538 to 1965 code for a protein of 475 amino acids. Gene Ontology annotation, molecular function: mRNA binding. Lineage: Eukaryota; Metazoa; Chordata; Actinopteri; Siluriformes; Ictaluridae. The transcript has 2 exons. Gene Ontology annotation, biological process: RNA processing. The record is from RefSeq and is a predicted model, not a curated record.
UUCAGUCAAUACACUGUAUAUCCUGACAUCAUAUACAUAUACGUAUAUCUUAGUGUGAACAACCUAGACAAUUGUGCAUAGUGUAAAAUAUCUAUAAUUGUAUAAAAGUGUGUGAAUUGAAACAAAUGACAAUCUUCCAGACACAUCCAGCAUAUCAAUAAUUAAUCUCUCUGACAUGUCAUAAUUUAAUUUUCUUUUGCUGCAAUAAACUAGAAUGACUCUGAUUUAGACAUUUAUUUGCUGCAGACUCUUGUGCUGUUUAUUCAUGUAGAAUUAUGAUUGGCCUUCAUUUAAAACAAUACCAGAUGAGAGUGAAGUAUAUACCGGUGAUGAGCUACUUUUCACCACAAAUCCCCCUUAGAUCCUUAUGGUAAUAUAAUUACAUAAUAUAGCUAUUUUUGGCACAAGUUUGGGUAACUUUUUUUGGCUCCUCUUGUGAUGUCAGUGUGUGGAAGAGUCCUCAUAUGGUAAUACCAUUUUAUAGCAUUGUUCUAGUAAACCGCUAUUGAUUGGUUAGAUGCUGCAUGACAGAUUCAGAUGUGUGGGUGUUUUCAGCAUAUUUAUAACAGUGAAGGAGAUUAUCGAGGGCAGACAAGACCACUCAGGCUCCGAGGGCUGUUAUUAAACAUUUCCACACAGACACGCACAGUGAAGAGUACUGCUGCCAACUGCACUGAAACAUCAACGCUGAAGGCAAAAUGGACAGCAUUUGCAAUAAAAAGUAAGCUCUAUUGUUGUUUUAUUUGCUUGUUAAACAUUUCUCUCGUUUGUGUAUUAAGAGUACCCCCUGCUUCUUUUGCCCUCUUCAGAUAUUUCUCUGUGUCGAAUGAAAAUGAUGAAGAUAUAGACCUUGACACAUGGAUACCUCCGGAUGCUGAUCUGAUCCAAAAGAUGGUCUCUCAGAUUGAAUAUUACCUCUCUGAUGAGAAUUUGACUAAGGAUGCUUUCCUUUUAAAGCAUGUCAGAAGAAAUAAGAUGGGUUAUGUCAAUAUCAAGCUGCUGACCUCUUUUAAAAAGAUGAAGCAGUUCACAAAAGACUGGCGGGUCACAGCCUACGCACUCCGGCAUUCAUUAACGCUAGAGGUAAACAAAGAGGGAAAUAAAGUGCGUAGAAUAGAGCCGGUACCAGAGUCCGUCCUCUUUCAGGUACCCAGCAGACUCCUGCUGGUCUGGAACAUCACAGAAUCAAAUCUGACAGAGAACAUGGCACAUGACGCAUCAACACCUCACAAGAGCACCAUGGAAACUGCUAUUGCAAUUCUGGAGCCAUUUGGCACCAUCACCAUGGCUCGGGUCAACCGGCCUGGCAGAGAGCUUCCACCAGAGCUUCAGAAAUACAGCUACAGAUACCCAGAGUUGUUCACUAAGGAGAGCGUACUAGUAGAAUAUGAAGAUCUGGAAGGAGCUGGACGUGCUUACCACCAACUCUCACAGUCUGAAGGUAAUAUGAGAGUACUCCUGGUGGGGAAAGCUUCCAAGAAGAAAGCUGUGGAUGUGGGUUUGGAGGACAGAAGUAACGGGAAGGGGAUCUCCAUCCUGAACCAGCGCAUGCUACAGCUUCAGACUUGUGGUGAAGACUCGUCAGCAUGCAGCUCUUCAGAAUCAGAGUUCACCUCCUCAUCACCUCUGAGCAUCCCUCGCUUUUUCUCUGGCAAGGUAUGUGGCAGCCCCUUAAGUAGCCCACGUUCCAGCCCCAAAUGUGUCCAUGCCCCCAUGCCAGGCCCUCGCAUUUCACCCCUCUUAGCCUCAGAGCUCUGGUGCAGUCCAGACACAAGUCCAGAUUUGCGAGAGAAACGCAAAUUGUGCGCCAACCAAAACAAAAACGGUCAGACGAAUGAAAAAAGGGCUCUAAAUGGAGACACAGCGCCUCCUGGAGUCCUGCGUCUGCCUUAUGGUCCUGAUGGGAGUAGAGGUUUUCAUGCCAUCCUAGUUAGAAGAAGACUUCAUUAUUCAUUCAAAGUAUAAGUAACCAAUUGUUUAGUUAGAGUAAUCAGUUGUUUUCUAUUUGUGCUGUAAAUUACUUUGUCAUUUGAUUUGCUGACUUCAAAAUGCAAAUGUGUGUGUAAUGGUUCUGUGCUUGUAUCUUAAUAAACAAUUAACCCAUUAGUGAAUUCUUAGACGUUUCAAGUACAAAUCAAAUUGCUUUCAUUUACAUUGCAGAAAUGAGCACAAUCCCAUAUUUUCUCAACUUUAU